Molecule: messenger RNA, 2098 nt
Organism: Anopheles darlingi
Lineage: Eukaryota; Metazoa; Arthropoda; Insecta; Diptera; Culicidae
Product: ataxin-8-like
Exons: 1
Source: RefSeq, a predicted model, not a curated record
ACACCGGGAGGUACUGUGACCCGCAGUAAAGGUUCCUCCCGAGCAAAAUCCAAAAAGAAUCAACAACAACAGCAACAACAGCAGCAGCAGCAGCAGCAACAGCAGCAACAACAACAGCAAGCGCCUGCUCCGCCGCCUCAACAACAGCCACAAGCAACGCAAUCGCAAAGCACCCAACAACAACAACAGCAGCAACAGCAGCAACAACAACAGCAACAGCAGCAGCAGCAACAACAACAGCAGCAGCAGCAACAACAGCAACAACUGCAGCAGCACCAGCAGCAACUGGCCACGAAUGCUGCGGCGCUGUGGCAGGUUCCUGCGGCGGCCGCAGCAGCCGCUGCCUGUUGGAACAACUACGCCAACUUUCAAACGGCUGGUGUGCUGGCCUUCAAGAUGCCACCGUCUUGCGGGGGUCUCUGCGGUCCGGCCAACAACUGUGAGCUGUGUUCGUUAAAUUCCAACUAAUGCCACAUCCCGCUUCGGGUUCAUGGCUCCGGUUAGGUUGUGUUUCUUUUCCGACUUCACAAACGAUCUUCGUUUGCGAGGUCAUCCUCAGCGGCGGAAUGACGGUUUGACCUGCUCACCGAAGUGACUGUAAGGGUCGCUUCGAUCUGAGCCCUGGACAAUCCAUUGGCCUUCCGCCUUAGUUGAGGAUAGGAUUUUGCUCAAGAAAAUGUCAAUCAAAGGGUUUUUUUUAAAUGAAUAGUUACAUUUUACAUUAAGUUUUAUGUGUGUAAAUUAUAAUAUACAGAAUACGAUAAAGCGCGUCCAUAGUACGAUAGAGUGCAGAGCAGGGUGUGUAGGACUAGGGAUGAGAUAAUAAGGCGUCACGUCGCAAUAUUACCGUACCAUUUAGGCUGAUACGUGAAGCUUGUCCUUAGCAUUUUUAAACGUUAAUACACCGGAGAUGAAAUCAAAAAAUCUGAGUGAAAAGCGUAGAUAUACGCAACAAUUUUUAUUUGCUUGAACAGGUGAGAGUAGCAACAUGAAUAAGAUUACCAGAGAAGACUUGGGGAGUGAACAUAUUAGCGCUAAUAGGCGACUCUGAGGAAUCGUGUCCAGAGCUCCAUGAUAGUGGGUUUGUUGGUCAAACGCACCAAAACGGGCGUUUCUGUUAGUAGAUCACGAGCAACAACGAAACUAGAAAGCUAGAAUGUCUUAUGCCGAAUUAUGAUAAAAGAGAAAACUGUGGACAAAGAAGAACAUCAUGAUCGUACACCUAAAGUGCAUGACUGCAACCGAUGGCGUCAUUUGAUAUGGAAUGAAAAACGAUAUAAGGAGCGCCGGAUCAACGACUGGAGGCUGGUGUUAGUUAGUAGUUAGAUUUUUAAAAAUUUACUUGUAUCAUCAUGUUUUUCAAUAUUUUUUUACUAACAUUCUACAUUUCGGUUGGAACCCAACAACAUUGGAAGCAGUUCAACCAAGAUUCCUGUUUUAGCCAAAUGAUUGCCAAAAUUAUUGCUUAAAUUCGCUAGAAAUAGUGUGAAAUUUCAUGAAUUAUGGACUCUUGGCUCUGCUUUUCUUUUGUCACUCUGUUUCCACCUCUUUACAGUUUAUCACGUGAAAUUGCUUAGAAAGAUGUCGCAAAGCGAAGGCAACAUUAUGUUAUUUUGUUAAUGAUCCAUCUAUUUUGAACCUAAUAAGAUGCAAAUCUCCUGCCGUGUGAUAAAUUGGUGGUACGCAGUGCGACUGCUUUCGAAUAUGCAUUGAAUGUCACCCAAAUGUGUUGGUUCAUCCGAUUUACACGAUUCUUGUUUUCCCCUAGCCUUUCGGUAUAAAAAUUUAAGUUUUAAUAAAUACAUACAGGAAUAACAGGAAUUAGGAACGCAUUCAUUUUCAAAAGAGGACUGCAACAGCUCGAAGGAACGAAGUUGAAACGAAAUAUAAAACAACGUAUACGAAUUGCCGGUGGAGGGCCAUUUUUUACCAACUUUGUACAUAAAAUUGUUAGCCGCGAGGCCUCCGAUUUUAAAUAUAAUUUGGUCUCCGUUGAGCGAUACUGCUCUGCAUCACGUCCAUCGGGCCGAAUCCGUGUCUUGUUGGUGACUCUCGUUUCGUUGUACUCUUUACUCUGAAUAAAACGAAUUUUUAACCA